CAUCUGGCCUCGACCUUCUGAGCAGAUCAGGCUCCCAAAGCCCUUCGCUACAAGACUCUCACAUCUUUCAGUGUGACGGCCUUGCUGUAAAUCGAUACGCACGCAUACGCUUCGCUUGACAUCGGUGGAGCAGCUCCUGGCAGCAAAGCCAAGACCGCGGAUCGAGGCGGAGCAGGAGGAGCGGCUGGAGGAGGAGGAGGAGCGGAGCACGCCAUGAGCACGCAGGCGCGGGGCCAGGGCGGGCGCAGAGCGGCGGAUCCCGAGGGCGAGAUGCCGGCCACCGAGAAGGACCUGGCGGAGGAUGCUCCCUGGAAGCGGAUCCAGCAAAACACCUUCACCCGCUGGUGCAACGAGCACCUGCGCUGCGUCAACAAGCGCAUCGGCAACCUGCAGCACGACCUGAGCGACGGGCUGCGGCUCAUCGCCCUGCUGGAGGUGCUCAGCCAGAAGCGCAUGUACCGCAAGUACCACCAGCGUCCCACCUUCCGCCAGAUGCAGCUGGAGAACGUCUCCGUGGCCCUCGAGUUCCUGGAGCGGGAGAGCAUCAAGCUGGUCUCCAUCGAUAGUAAAGCCAUAGUUGAUGGAAACUUGAAGCUGAUCCUUGGCUUGAUAUGGACCCUUAUCCUCCACUACUCCAUUUCCAUGCCAGUGUGGGAGGAUGAAGGUGAUGAUGAUGCAAAGAAACAGACCCCUAAGCAGAGGCUGUUGGGCUGGAUCCAGAACAAAAUUCCUUACUUGCCCAUCACAAACUUCAAUCAAAACUGGCAGGAUGGCAAAGCACUGGGGGCUCUUGUUGACAGCUGUGCUCCAGGCCUGUGCCCUGACUGGGAGACCUGGGAUCCGAAGAAACCUGUUGACAAUGCUCGGGAAGCCAUGCAGCAGGCGGACGACUGGCUGGGUGUGCCACAGGUUAUUACCCCUGAAGAAAUUAUCCAUCCUGAUGUUGAUGAGCACUCUGUAAUGACUUACCUGUCCCAGUUCCCCAAAGCCAAGCUGAAACCAGGAGCUCCUUUAAAACCCAAACUGAAUCCAAAGAAAGCAAGGGCUUAUGGCAGAGGGAUUGAGCCUCAUGGGAACAUGGUGAAGCAGCCUGCCAUCUUCACUGUAGACACCAUCAGUGCUGGGCAGGGAGAUCUGAUGGUCUUUGUAGAGGAUCCAGAAGGAAACCGAGAGGAGGCAAAGGUAACACCAUCCAGUGACAAAAACAAGACCUAUUCAGUUCAGUACGUGCCAAGGGUUACUGGACCUCACAAGGUUUCGGUGCUGUUUGCUGGGCAGCACAUCUCAAAGAGCCCAUUCGAAGUGAACGUUGACAAAGCUCAGGGGGAUGCGAGCAAAGUAACAGCAAAGGGACCGGGACUGGAGGCAACAGGAAACAUUGCCAACAAACCUACCUACUUUGACCUCUACACAGCAGGUGCUGGUGUGGGUGACGUGAUCGUGGAAGUGGAGGAUCCUCAGGGAAGAAGCCUCGCUGAAGUUGCAGUAGAAGACAAAGGCAACCAAGUCUACCGUUGUACCUACAAAGCUAUUCAAGCUGGUCCUCACAUUGUCAAAGUGACUUUUGCUGGGGAGGCAAUUCCCAAAACUCCUUGCACUGUCCUUAUUGGAGAGGCCUGCAAUCCAAACGCAUGUCGUGCCACCGGUAGAGGUCUGCAGCCCAAGGGUGUCCGCAUGAGGGAAACGGCUGACUUCAAGGUUGAUACGAGAGCAGCAGGGAGCGGGGAGAUUGGAGUGACUGUAAAGGGACCGAAGGGCUUGGAGGAGCUGGUGAAACAAAAGGGCUUUAUGGAUGGUGUAUAUGCAUUUGAAUACUAUCCAGCUACCCCAGGGAAGUACGUUGUCACGAUUACAUGGGGUGGGCACAACAUCCCAAAAAGCCCCUUUGAAGUUCAAGUGGGUCAUGAAGCAGGUCCUCAGAAAGUGCGAGCCUGGGGGCCGGGACUGCAUGAGGGGAUUGUGGGCAAAUCGGCUGACUUUGUGGUGGAGUCCAUUGGCACAGAAGUUGGCUCUCUUGGCUUUGCAAUAGAAGGCCCUUCUCAGGCUAAAAUUGAGUGUGAUGACAAGAAUGAUGGCUCAUGUGAUGUGAAGUAUUGGCCCAAAGAGCCCGGUGAAUAUGCUGUGCACAUCAUGUGUGAUGAUGAGGACAUAAAAGACAGCCCUUACAUGGCAUUUAUCCGACCAGCUUCAGGAGACUUCAACCCAGAUAAGGUGAAAGCUUAUGGUCCAGGCUUGGAGAAGACUGGCUGCAUAGUGAACAAUCCUGCUGAGUUCACAGUUGAAACCAAGGAUGCUGGGAAAGCACCUCUGAAGAUGUAUGCACAGGAUGGAGAAGGAAACCCUAUUGAUAUCCAGAUAAAGAGCAAGCCUGAUGGUGUGUUUGCCUGCUCCUAUGUGCCAGUGAAACCAAUAAAACAUACAAUUUCUGUCGUCUGGGGAGGAGCGAACGUGCCCAAUAGCCCAUUUAGGGUCCUUAUAGGUCAAGGGAGUCAUCCUCAGAAAGUCAAAGUGUUUGGACCUGGUGUGGAGAGAACUGGCCUGAAAGCAAACGAGCCGACCCACUUCACUGUUGACUGCACAGAUGCAGGAGAAGGUGAUGUCAGUGUUGGAAUUAAAUGUGAUGCUCGUGUGGUCAGUGAUGAGGAAGAAGACAUAGAUUUUGACAUCAUCCACAAUGCCAAUGAUACGUUCACAGUGAAAUAUGCACCACCUGCCGCUGGGCGCUACACUAUUAAAGUGCUUUUUGCAGGAGAGGAAAUUCCUGCCAGCCCAUUCAGAGUUAAAGUGGACCCCUCGCAUGAUGCCAGCAAAGUGAAAGCUGAAGGACCUGGGCUGAACAAAACCGGUGUGGAAAACGGAAAGCCAACGCACUUCACUGUGUUCACUAAAGGAGCUGGAAAAGCACCACUGGAUGUACAGUUCAGCAGCCCGGUGCCAGGAGAGGCGGUGGCAGAUCUGGAUAUCAUUGACAAUUAUGACUAUUCCCACACUGUUAGGUACACUCCAAUACAGCAGGGUCCAAUGAAGGUUUUGGUGACUUAUGGUGGUGACCCUAUCCCGAAAAGCCCUUUCACUGUGGGUGUUGCUGCUCCGCUAGACCUGAGCAAAGUUAAAGUCAAUGGCCUCGAAAACAGAGUGGAAGUAGGGAAGGAUCAGGAAUUUGUAAUAGACACCAAAGGAGCUGGUGGGCAAGGUAAACUGGAUGUUAAUAUUUGCAGUCCUGCGAGGAAAGCUGUGCCAUGUCUGGUGGAACCAGUUCUGGGUAAGGAGUCCAGCACUGCAAAAUACAUCCCAAGGGAAGAAGGACUGUAUGUGGUGGAUGUGAGUUAUGAUGGCAAUCCAAUCCCAGGAAGCCCUUAUACAGUGGAGGCCACGCUACCUCCAGACCCCUCCAAGGUGAAAGCUCAUGGUCCGGGUCUUCGAGGGGGCCUUGUUGGAAAACCAGCCCAAUUCACAAUAGACACCAAAGGGGCAGGAACUGGAGGUUUAGGUUUGACGGUGGAAGGCCCAUGUGAAGCUAAAAUUGAAUGCUCGGACAAUGGCGAUGGGACCUGCUCUGUUUCCUACCUGCCUACAAAGCCUGGAGAGUAUUUCGUAAACAUCCUCUUUGAAGAGGUUCACAUUCCUGGUUCACCGUUCAAGGCAGACAUAGAGAUGCCGUUUGAUGUCUCUAAAGUUGUUGCCACAGGCCCAGGUCUGGAACGUGGUAAAGUAGGUGAGGCAGGGCUGCUGAAUGUCGACUGCACAGAAGCAGGUCCUGGGGACCUGCGGGUGGACAUGGUGUCAGAUGCUGGUUCCAAAGCAGAGGUCCAAAUUGAUGAUAACAAAGACGGGACCUAUGUCGUGACAUAUGUGCCUCUCACAGCUGGCAUGUAUGUGAUCAAGAUGAGAUACGGAGGAGAACAAGUGCCUAAAUUCCCAGCCCGAGUCAAAGUGGAGCCAGCAGUGGACACAAGCAGAGUUAAAGUGUUUGGACCAGGAGUGGAAGGGGAAGAUGUCUAUCGAGAAGCUACAACCGACUUCACUGUGGAUGCUCGACCUCUAACAAAGGCUGGCGGUGACCACAUCAGGACGCAGAUCACAAGCCCCUCUGGCUCCCCUACAGACUGUCUCAUCCAAGACAACGCCGAUGGAACGUAUUCAGUAGAGUACACGCCAUUUGAAAAGGGUCCACACACAGUCAAUGUAACUUAUGAUGGUGUAGCUGUGCCAAACAGUCCCUUCAGAGUGAACGUGACAGAGGGCUGCCAUCCAUCACGUGUAAAGGCGCAAGGACCCGGACUUAAAGAAGCUUUCACAAAUCAGCCAAAUGCCUUUUCAGUUGUCACCAGAGGGGCAGGGAUUGGUGGCCUUGGAAUAACUGUCGAAGGACCUUCAGAGUCUAAAAUAAGCUGUAAAGAUAACAAGGAUGGGAGCUGCAGUGCCGAGUAUGUUCCUUAUGUUCCAGGAGACUACGAUGUUAACAUCACAUAUGGGGGAGAGCAUAUUCCUGGCAGUCCUUUCAAGGUUCCUGUGAAGGAUGUUGUGGAUCCUAGCAAGGUGAAGAUUGCAGGACCAGGUCUGGGAACAGCUGUUAGAGCCAAAAUCCCACAGUCCUUCACUGUAGACGCCAGCAAGGCAGGAGUAGCACCGCUCGAAGUGAUGGUGACAGGACCCAGAGGAGUUGUGGAGCCUGUUAAUGUAGUAGACAACGGAGAUGGCACCCACACAGUUGUGUACACACCUACGCAGGAAGGACCAUAUAUGAUCUCCGUCAAAUAUGCUGAUGAAGAGAUCCCUCGCAGUCCCUUCAAGGUGAAGGUGCUUCCUACGUAUGAUGCCAGUAAAGUGACAGCAAGUGGACCUGGUCUCAGUUCCUACGGCAUACCGGCCAGCCUGCCUGUGGAGUUCACUGUGGAUGCUAAGGAUGCUGGGCAGGGACAUCUGGCUGUAGUCAUCACUGACCAAGAGGGCGAACCCAAGAGAGUGAAGAUUAAUGACAAUAAGGAUGGCACUUACACAGUGACCUAUGUCCCAGACAGAACUGGCCGCUAUACAAUUGGCGUGAAGUAUGGUGGAGAUGAUAUCCCGUCCUCUCCCUAUCGGAUUCGGGCAUCUCCAGCUGGGGAUGCCAGCAAGUGUUUUGCCACAGGUCCUGGAAUUGCACCCACUGUGAAGACUGGUGAGGAGGUUAGUUUUGUGGUAGACGCCAAAUCAGCAGGGAAGGGAAAAGUGACGUGCACCAUGCUGCUGCCAGAUGGGCUAGAAGCUGAAGCAGAUGAAGCAGUUAUUGAAAAUGAGGAUGGGACUUACGAUAUCUUCUACACAGCCUCCAAACCAGGAAUCUAUGUGAUUUAUGUCCGCUUUGGUGGGGUGGAAAUUCCCAACAGUCCUUUCACUGUCAUGGCUGUAGAUGCAGAUGAUGCCGCCGUGCGGUCGCAGGAGCCAGUGGGCGCCCAUCCCCCCGGAUUCCGCCCUUGGGUCACAGAAGAAGCUUAUGUCCCAGUUGGAGACAUGAAUGGCAUGGAAUUCAGACCCUUUGAUAUGGUUAUCCCUUUUGCUGUACGGAAAGGAGAAAUAACAGGUGAAGUAUUCAGGCCCUCUGGAAAGACGGAUACACCAGAUAUUGUGGAUAACAAAGAUGGCACAGUAACAGUGAGAUACGCUCCUACUGAGGUCGGGCUGCAUGGAAUGCACAUAAAAUAUAUGGGAAAUCACAUCCCAGAAAGCCCCCUGCAGUUCUAUGUGAAUUAUCCAAACAGCGGCAGUGUGUCUGCUUAUGGGCUGGGCCUCAUUUAUGGGGUUGCCAAUAAACCAGCAACUUUCACCAUUGUCAUGGAAGAUGCCGGAGAGGGUGGACUGGACUUGGCUAUUGAAGGACCUUCAAAAGCAGAGAUCAGCUGCAUUGAUAACAAAGACGGGACGUGCACAGUCACGUACCUGCCUACUCUGCCUGGGAAUUACAGCAUCCUGGUUAAGUACAACGACAAGCACAUCCCGGGCAGUCCGUUCACGGCUAAGAUCACAGAUGAUAACAGAAGGCGGUCCCAGGUUAAGCUUGGUUCAGCUGCUGACUUUUUGUUGGACAUCAAUGAGACCGAUCUCAGUCUCCUAACAGCUAGCAUUAAAGCUCCAUCAGGUCGCGAUGAGCCUUGUCUUCUGAAGAGGCUACCCAAUAACCACAUUGGCAUCUCCUUCAUUCCACAGGAAGUAGGAGAACAUCUGGUUAGCAUCAAGAAAAAUGGGAGCCAUGUACCAAACAGCCCUGUAACAAUCAUGGUGGUCCAGUCUGAGAUAGGAGAUGCAAGACGAGCGAGGGUUUAUGGACGUGGCUUGGUAGAAGGACGGACUUUUGAAAUGUGUGAUUUCAUUGUAGACACAAGAGAUGCAGGUUAUGGUGGGAUCUCACUGGCAGUUGAAGGACCCAGCAAGGUAGAUAUCCAAACUGAAGACCUAGAAGAUGGAACUUGCAAAGUGUCUUAUUUCCCAACUGUACCUGGCGUGUACAUUGUGUCCACUAAAUUUGCAGACGAACACAUUCCAGGCAGCCCAUUUACUGUGAAGAUAAGUGGUGAAGGAAGAGUUAAGGAGAGCAUCACACGAACAAGACGGGCUCCUUCUGUGGCAACAGUGGGAAGCAUAUGUGAUCUGAACCUAAAAAUUCCAGAAAUUGAUAUCGGGGAUAUGACAGCCCAGGUGACUAGUCCCUCUGGAAGAAAUUUUGAUGCAGAAAUCAUGGAAGCUGACAAAAACACCUAUUGUGUCCGCUUUGUGCCACAAGAAAUGGGGGUUCACACUGUGGAUGUCAAAUACAGAGGGCAGCCGGUGCCGGGCAGCCCCUUCCAGUUCACUGUGGGGCCGCUGGGUGAGGGAGGAGCCCAUAAAGUGAGAGCUGGAGGCCCAGGGCUGGAGCGUGGAGAGACAGGCAUCCCAGCUGAGUUCAGUAUAUGGACACGGGAAGCUGGAGCUGGAGGACUGUCUAUUGCUGUGGAAGGCCCAAGUAAAGCAGAAAUUGCCUUUGAAGACCAUAAAGAUGGGUCUUGUGGCGUGUCAUACAUUGUUCAAGAGCCAGGCAACUAUGAGGUGUCCAUAAAGUUCAAUGAUGAGCACAUUCCUGAAAGUCCCUACCUGGUUCCCAUCAUCGCUCCCUCUGAUGAUGCUCGCAGGCUCACUGUCACUAGUCUUCAGGAGUCUGGAUUAAAAGUUAAUCAGCCGGCAUCCUUUGCUAUAAGGCUGAAUGGGGCAAAGGGCAAGAUCGAUGCUAAGGUCCACAGCCCCUCCGGAGCUGUCGAAGACUGCCAUGUGUCUGAGCUGGAGCCAGAUAAGUAUGCUGUUCGGUUUAUCCCCCAUGAAAAUGGCAUCCACUCAAUUGACGUGAAGUUCAACGGGAGCCACGUUGUGGGCAGCCCUUUCAAAGUGCGUGUUGGCGAGCCCGGGCAGGCAGGCAAUCCCGCGCUUGUCACAGCAUACGGAUCCGGCUUGGAGAGCGGUACCACGGGAUUACAGUCGGAGUUUUUCAUUAACACGACCAAGGCUGGUCCAGGUACCCUCUCUGUUACGAUUGAAGGGCCAUCAAAGGUGAAAAUGGACUGCCAGGAAAUUCCAGAAGGUUACAAAGUCAUGUACACACCCAUGGCUCCAGGAAACUAUUUAAUUGGAGUUAAAUAUGGUGGACCUAACCACAUAGUGGGCAGCCCCUUCAAGGCAAAGGUUACAGGACAGCGACUGGUUAGCCCAGGCAGUGCCAAUGAAACUUCUUCUAUCCUGGUUGAGUCGGUGACAAGGUCAUCGACUGAAACUUGCUAUAGCACCAUUCCCAAAUCCACCUCGGAUGCCAGCAAAGUGGUUUCUAGGGGAGCAGGACUCUCAAAGGCUUUUGUGGGUCAGAAAAGCUCCUUCUCCGUGGACUGCAGCAAAGCAGGUUCAAAUAUGUUGUUAGUUGGCGUCCAUGGACCUACAAUACCCUGUGAAGAGGUAUCUAUCAAGCAUUUGGGCAGCCAUCAGUACAAUGUAGCGUAUGUCGUCAAGGAAAGGGGUGACUAUACUCUGGCAGUGAUGUGGGGUGAUGAGCACAUCCCUGGGAGUCCCUUCCACGUCACUGUUCCUUAAACUUGCCCAGCGUCAGAGUUGAUCUUUGUGUUUGCAAUUCAGAUGUAAAGUUAUACUGGGUGCAGUCCUGUUGCAAAAUGCAGUAUCUAGAUACACACGGCUCACAUUUCAAUACAGUCAGAAGUAAACUCUGUAACUUUAUUUUGUACAAGCAUUUCACUUCUAUCCUACUUACCAAGCUAAUGUCGAUCUAUUUAAUAUCCUCCUCAAAUUGUACCUUUGCAGUACCGUCCGGGUCACUGUUAAUUAAUGUUUGGAGAAUCAUGUGGAUAACUAGACACUAAUUUCCCUUGCGGAUGUUAAAGACUUUAGAUGUUAAUUGAAAACUGGAAUCUGUCUUUGUAAUUGGAUAUCUUAACUACUGAUUUUAUUUGACUGGAGACUUUACGUUUUAGUUAUGGAAUAUGACUUGGGCUGUCCCCAGUUCAAAUUCUUUUCUGUAAAGAAAUAAGGUAAAACUGGUACUAUAAUAGGUGCCUUUGCAUACUUGAUCAAUUUUAACGCUUAACAUUAUAAAAAGCUACUAAAAGUGGCUUUACCACUCAAAUUUAAAAUGUUUCUGAAAAUGCUUUGCUAAUGGUUUACAUUUAGGAAAAGUUUAUCUUUUAUAGCCAACCAAAAGCAGACUGAAAACGACUUCCUGGAAGCUUUCAGCCUUUCUUUCGUAACGCUUUGUAAAUCUAGACAGGUAGCUUUUUGGCCAUGAUGCUAGUGAUGCAGUUUUUAAUUUGCUUGGGAUUCUGGUGAGAUUUUGAAACUUUACAGGUAAUUUCCCAUGCUCUAUUUGAUUUUUAUUUUAACAACCUCUGUUUUGGCUGGGUUAAAUAAAGUCCGUGAACUUGCCGAGCCAGGCAUAGCUCUUACCUGUGUGACCGAAACUGAUGCAGGUGAGAGCAAAGCUGUGUAUUGGGAUGAUGGAUCAGUGGUUUCCCUGGAGGCUGCAGGCCAGGUGAGGAGCUGAGAUGAUGUAAAGAAGCCAGCCUGGCGAUGGGACCCCACAUCUGUGGUCGAGUAUAGGGUGGGAGGAAGGGCGAGUGUGUAAAUUUACCGAUAAUAGCAAUACCAAUCAACAAACCGCUCUUUGGUGCAAGUUAUUUUAUUAUAUCUCAGUCCAAGGACAUGCCUGAAGGACAGUCAUCUCUCCUGAAAUCCCCUUUGUGCUGCAAAAGGCAUUCCUUCUGAGGGUCAGGGAGUGAAAAAACUUCUAUUAACCGCUCUCUUUGUCCUGGAUUACUCCAUGCUACUUCCCAAGUGCAUAUCUGAAUUGCUUUCAGCUGCUGGGACUUUAGUAAACUCUCCAAAUGAGCUUUAACUCUGUGAUUAGAAGAAGGUAGGAUUUGUUGAAAAGCUGUUGAAACAUCACUGUCUGUCCCUAGGGAGAAAUUCACGCUUACGGUUCUGUAGUUACGUGUGGAUGCACUACCCUCCAGCACAGUCAUUGGGGAAAUAAAGAAGGUUGGGGUUUUUUAUACUGUGCUUUUUUUGUGCCUUAAUGUGAAAUGCUCACUACAUUGUAAACUAGGAAGUAAAAACAAAAUAAACUGGAAUAAAAUGCAGGAUUGUAAAAUUGUAUCUUAUAACUUAUUAAAUAGAAAUGUUUGCUUCAUUAAAAUGUGCAUGUUCAACAACAUUGGAUUCUUUUCAUAUGUAGUCAGUGAAGUCAAAUUAAAACUCCAGCACGCAGCAGCUUCAGGCAGAGUGAAUAACCCCCAGACCGGGAGCUGUGCAGGUAGGCGAGAAGAACUUGGGCAUAACCCCAGUGCCAUUCAUUCUUUUUUCUCUAUUUUUUUUUUUUCCUGAAAUAAAACAUCUGGCAAAAAUUUGAGCCAUGGCACAACGUACUGGGCAGCAGCGGGCCAGAGCGCGAGCUGGCCGUGAGGUGGCUGUGCUGGUUUUCCUUUGCGUACCGGUACUGGGGCAGCGGGGCUGGGGAGUAGCGUGUCCCCGGUGAGAUUGUAGGUCUGAUGCUGAGGUGCUGCAAGUGGCACCCGCCGGCUCCUCCAGCUCCUCGGCGUUGUUUGCAGAAGGUGGUUCCCAGUGUGGCACUGCACCUGGGGCCAGCCCGCUCCCACGCACAGCCAUGGAAACCAGCAGAUGUUUUUCCAAACACAGCUCCUGCUGGAAGCACCACUGAAACCUGAGACGCAGCAGAUGCCAAGGACUUUCCUGCCCCAGGUUUAUCAGAUUAUUUCCUUUUUAUAGGUAACUGUAUUUCGUAAGCUUUGUGCUACAUAAACGUGAACCUCCUAUUUAAUGCUUUUAAACAAAACAACCUGGAUACAGCUGUUGGGUUGAGUAAACCGGAGAGACUCGUGCCUGUGUAACUCCUGUUGCCCAGGUAAACCUGCUCUUGCCUGGCCUUGUCUUGCCUGUUACCGCUUGGCUGCUUCGGUUUAACCACACUACCUGAAAUUAAUGGGAGUUGGUGAAGCUGAUGGACCUUUACUGUUAUGUUGGCUGAGGCUACCUCCAGCAAAAGCUGUGCUCCACUUCAAGUGAGCAGUUCUGCCCUGCCUGAGCACCGAGAGCUGUGGAGCGGCCACAAAAAUUAACUUGCUAAGGACAGCAAGCAGCCAGUGGUGGGAAGAGUGCAUGCACCUUUCAACAUCAUUGAAAAAUAACUAUAACUUUUCCCUGUGUUAAAUAACUUAAGAGAUAUUUCUAUCCCCAUCUUGCCAUGAGGUAUGACAUCUUCAUGGCUCCAUCUAAGCUGGAGAGGAAGCAGCAGGACGGGCUGCAGCAAUUUUUUAUUUCACGGCCUACAGUAAUUGUUAAUAUUCAGCAGGUCCCUCUCACGGAAGGUUAUCAAAACAGCCCUGCUGCCAGCUCUGCCUCAUGUGGGGCUGUUUCCCUGGGGCCUCUUGGGAAAAUGAUUUUUUAAAUGGCUUUUCAGUAUUUCUUGGACUAUCAGAGUUAAUUUUCAUAGUUGUGAAUUUAUAUUGCAGACUUCGAAAAAACCUUGUCACUGAAUCAGGCUGGAUUUAUAGCUCAUGCCACUAUUAAUUUGAUCAGGAUUUAAGGCACAUUCUUUCUAUAACAUGAAUGAAAGGCUAAUAUAUGUGAUUUUAAAGAGAAAAGCCUGAUAGGCAAAACAUGAUUUAGCAGGACCCAGAGCUCUGUUUGACAGAAAUUUGCUGUGAUGAACUGCAUUUCUGCAGGACCUUGGUACUGCAAAUAUUUACAUCCAUGUGUGGCUGGAAGCCUCUGAAUCCUUCAAGCCCAGUGGAGGAACUGGCCCUUCUGGGAAGGUAUUUCUUUCUGCUAAGGUUUUUGGGGGGAGAAGGUGGGAUUUUGUGUUUGGCUUGGCUGGAAAUGUCUGGGCUCAGGCCCUGCUCCCAGCUGAAGUGCACAGAAAGGGGUCAUAUCACAAACACUAGCAUUCACAGAGCUUUUCAGGGGAGGUUUCUGGUUCCUUUGCCAAUAUGGAAAUUAACUCCUAUAAACUUGUCUCCCAACUAACAGAAAAUAUCCUGUAAACGCUUGACAGCUGAGGCACUGUAUUUAAAAUGACACAUGAAGUAUUUAACCUUUUUUUUUUUUUGCACUGGCUGCAGAACCAGACUGCAUAGAAAGCAUGUUCAUAGUUUUAUACCAGGUGAGAGUGGAGAGGUGGUGUCACUUAACCCUUGGCAUGGUAGAGAGGAAUGCGGGCUAAAUCCAGCCCCAAGGAAAGAGCUCCUGCUCCAAAUUGCAGUUUCUCCCAUUGGAGGAAGUUGGUGGAAUCUGUCACAGGUGGGUGUAGUAGAGAGGGAAUGAUGGUGCUGGUGCUGUGUGGUCUCACAUGGCUCCAAAAACCCAGGUGCAAACCUCAGAAUGGCAGAAGCGGAGUCACUGAAAGACAUCCUGAGGGGCUGGGCAGGCUGUGGUUCCUGCUGGACUAAAGCGUGGUGCGGGUACGGCAAGGGACACCGAGGAGUCCCCUGCGUGGAUGAGCCCUGCAGCCUGCCAGCACCCAGUCCUGGGAGCUGCUGCCUGAAAGCAAGGAGGUCUUGUAAAGGUCAUCACAGCAUGCUUCCUACUUAAAUAACUGUGGGCAAUGAAUAAGCGGGCCUAGAGCCAGAAAAUGUGGUACCUUUUUGUUGCAAACUGAUUACAGGCACAGUGAGACCAGGGACAUUUUGGGGCCAGCUCUCACCAGUGAGUAGAAAAGGUGUCUAUAGAGCAACAUAGACUCACUAGGUUGGAGAAGACCCUUGAGAUCGUGAAGUCCAACCAUCCCUGUCCACUACCAAACCAUCCCUGAGCACAUCAUCGACUUGUCUGUUAAACAUCUCUAAGGUUGGGGACUCCACCAUCCCCUGGGCAGCCGUUGCAGUGCUUGAGAACCCUUUCGGUGAAGAAAUUUUUCCUAAUGUGCAAUCCCAACCUGCCCUGGCGCAGCUUGAGGCCAUUUGCUCUCAUCCCAUCGCUGUCACUGGGGAGAAGAGCCCAGCACCCACCUCGCUACAACCUCCUUUCAGGCAGGUGUAGGCAGCAAUGAGGUCUCCUCUCAGCCUCCUUUUCUCCAGGCUGAACAACUCCAGUUCCCUCAGCCACUCCUCAUAAGACUUGUUCUGCAGACCCUUCACCAGCUUUGUUGUUCUUCUCCGGACGCGCUCCAGCACCUCAAUGUCGUGUAGUGAGGGGACAAAAACUGAACACAGGAUUUGUGAUGCGGCCCAACCAGCACUGAGUACAGGGAGACAGUCCCUUCCCCGCUCCUGCUGGCCACAGAUCCAAGCUGAUCCAAGCUAGGAUGCUCUUGUCCCUUUUGGCCACUGCUGACUCGAGUUCAGCCACUGUCGAACAAGACGAACACCACCCGCCGGUCCCUUUCCACGGGGCAGCUUUGCGGUGCCCCUGCCCGCCCCGGGGGGGCUGCGGGGGUGGGGCCGGACCGGCGGGACCCCGCGCUGCCGCCAGGGGGAGCCCGAGCAACGCGGAAAGCCGGGCCGGGGGGAAGGGGCCUUUCUUUCCAUCUUGAGUUCCCAGUGAGGAAAGGGAGGAAACAGAGUUUUUAGGAUCACAGAAUUAGU
This is a messenger RNA of Cuculus canorus (common cuckoo), 13103 nucleotides long. It is a transcript of the gene FLNB, whose product is annotated as filamin B. Gene Ontology annotation, biological process: actin cytoskeleton organization. The transcript has 48 exons. Bases 214 to 8088 code for a protein of 2624 amino acids. NCBI's taxonomy places the organism in Eukaryota, Metazoa, Chordata, Aves, Cuculiformes, Cuculidae. Gene Ontology annotation, molecular function: actin filament binding. The record is from RefSeq and is a predicted model, not a curated record.